This is a messenger RNA of Spodoptera exigua (beet armyworm), 803 nucleotides long. The record is from the annotation of a GenBank genome assembly. Lineage: Eukaryota; Metazoa; Arthropoda; Insecta; Lepidoptera; Noctuidae.
AUUAAUCCACAAUUGUAAUAAUCUGAUAAAGUAUCAAUACGUGUUUUAUGGCUUUACAUUUUGUAUAAAAACUGAGCGUUGUCACUCUGGAAAUUAUAGUUUUCUUUGCUCUUUGACAAAGCAAGUAAAAACCUCAACCCUUCACAAUGAAAUCCUUCGUUGCUCUGUUCGCCCUGCUGGCCGUGGCUGCCGCCAACCCUCUGCCCCUCGUGCAGAUCAUCGUGAACGUCGAUGCUCCCUCCGACGUCGCCGUUGGCCCCGCCAUCGUCCCUGAGCCCAUCAAGCCUUCCCCCGUCCAUAUUGUCGAUGAGGCUGUCAAUGACGUUCCUGUCAUCCCCGAGCCAGUCAUCAUUCCCGAGCCUGUCUUCCCCGACGUCGUCGUGCCCGAGCCCGUCGUCAUGCCCGAGCCAGUCCUCCCCGAGGUUGUGAUCCCUGAGCCCGUUGUCAUGCCCGAGCCUGUCCUCCCCGAAGUUGUCGUCCCCGAGCCCGUCGUCAUGCCCGAGCCAGUCCUCCCCGAGGUCGUCGUCCCUGAGCCCGUCGUCAUGCCCGAGCCCGUCCUCCCCGAAGUUGAGGUUGGCCCCGUUGUCGCCCUCCCCGAAGAACUCAACUAAGCUAACAACAACCAAAACCAUCUGUCUGCUACGACCAACGGAGAAGACCCAAAACGAAGUGACUUUUUGAGGAUCAAUGGACCAAUGACAUUUUCAAUCUACGAUAUUUCCUGAAGGAAUUGGAUUGAAAUGUUUGACACCAUCUGCAGAUAUAAACUGUAUUAUAUAAGAGCAAUACACGUAUUUUUCUAA